Aspergillus melleus is the source of this 3213-nucleotide messenger RNA. RefSeq names its product type 2C protein phosphatase PTC1 (gene ptcG). The record is from RefSeq and is a predicted model, not a curated record. Gene Ontology annotation, molecular function: cation binding; protein serine/threonine phosphatase activity. Bases 757 to 2442 code for a protein of 561 amino acids. Gene Ontology annotation, biological process: protein dephosphorylation. Lineage: Eukaryota; Fungi; Ascomycota; Eurotiomycetes; Eurotiales; Aspergillaceae. The transcript is spliced from 2 exons.
AACUACUUACAACGACCACUUGCUAUUAAUAUCUCCUCCCCCCCAUUCCUGCCUUGGGGUUGUUUAAUUUCGCAUCGCCCCCCCCUUCCUUUAGACGAUCUUCCAAGUGUGAUUCUAUCGACCACCCGUGUCUCCGUGAGUGCCUUUGAUGACCUCCUUAUUCAAACCUCUGGCCAUUCGGUGGCUUAGCACCCUGUCAUUUCCAUAGGCGCGCAGUGGGGUUGGUCAUGAAAUGCUCAGGGUUGCCUGUUACGAAGUGACAGAUCAGCCUGAGCCUGACACACGAUGAUUUGUGAUGGUCUCCCGAGCCUCGUGCUGGGCUCUUGUUAGCAUAUACUAUGUCUUUUGAUUGAUUUCCUUUGCUUUGGUUUACAAUUAAUAAAGAGAGCGCCGGAUUCGAGGUACUUCGGCCGCUGUCGUUGGACCCCCUCGCCAUCCGUCAUCUGAUAGCAUUGCUACACAGAAAUCAUCUGAGAUCCAUGCUGGCCAUGAUUAAUUUAUACAAGAUCGGCAGCUUGUUCUAGUCCGCUCAUGUACUGACAGUUUACAUCUUCACAGCUUCAUUCCUUCGCUUCCGCCGCAAGUCCUUCCCUUGGUUAAUCUGCGGUAACUCUCAUUCGCCGCCGCCGCCGCCGACUCCCUCGUGUCACUUUGUCUUGACCUAUCCUUCUUUCCCCCUCAAACCCCGCGCCGACAAUCAAGCUGGCAGGGAACAAGCGGAGAAGUUUUUCUAGCCAGGGUGGGUUACUGAACAGAAUGUUCAGUGGCUCCUCGAGCCCACCCAAAGAGAGACUAGAUACCAUCCCCCACUCGACCGCCAUAGACACACCUUCUAAGGGCACGGUGACCGAAGAAGCCGGCGUAGCGCAGAAGAAAUUCUCUCCUCCCGGUGGAUUCUUUACACGACGAACGAGCGAAGACCAAGCCCCUGCUGCCGAGAAGAAGCGCCGGAGUAGCACGGUUACCAAAGCGGCCACUUUCUUCUCGAACGCUAAGAAUUCAUUAAGUCUGAGCAGUAGUCCUCGCGAAAGUUCCCUCGCCAACUACAAUCCUCGUCCCGCGUCAACGCUGCAAUCAGCCGGGAAUAUGGAUCCCGCCUUGAACGUUCCCCAGGGCUCAUUGAAUAAUUCGGCCGGUGAAUCGCUGCCGACUCUUCUUUCAUCAUUCAAGGUUGGCGUCACCGAAGAUCGGAAUCGAAAAUGUCGUCGGACCAUGGAGGAUACGCAUGCGUACCUCUACAAUUUCCUGGGAUCGCCUUCACCCUCGACUCCGGCCAAGUCCGGGGCCAACGAUGGGGGCGACGUUUCUCCGACCGCCGAGGACAACACCAGCGUUGUCGAGACCGAUAACGGUUAUUUCGCGAUCUUCGAUGGUCACGCGGGCACUUUCGCCGCCGAGUGGUGUGGAAAGAAGCUCCAUCUGAUCCUCGAAGAGGCCAUGCGAAAAAAUCCCAACACGCCGGUCCCGGAACUUCUCGAUCACACAUUUACCGCCGCUGAUCAACAAUUAGAGAAGUUGCCUGUGAAGAACAGCGGGUGUACUGCCGUUAUUGCGCUUUUGAGAUGGGAAGACAGAGUCUCGGGCACGAAUCCGGUGACGAAUUCUGCCAGCAAAGACGAUAGCAAUUCGGAAGCGGGGGAUACUCCCACGCAGCUGACCACCACCGGUGGUGGAUCGUUCCCGAAGUCGCAAGGCAAAGCCCAGCGUCAUCGUAUAUUGUACACAGCUAAUGUUGGAGAUGCGCGUGCCAUUCUGUCUCGCAACGGGAGAGCGCUGCGGUUGUCCUAUGACCAUAAAGGUAGCGACGAGAAUGAGGGCAAGCGGAUAGCUCACGCUGGAGGUUUAAUACUCAACAACCGGGUUAAUGGUGUCCUUGCGGUAACCAGAGCCUUGGGUGAUGCGUAUCUCAAAGAUCUAGUCACCGGGCACCCGUACACAACAGAAACGGUGAUCCAGCCGGAUUCCGAUGAGUUUAUCAUUUUAGCAUGUGAUGGGUUGUGGGAUGUAUGCAGCGACCAGGAAGCCGUAGACCUUAUUCGGAACGUCCCCGAUGCGCAGGAAGCAUCGAAAAUACUCGUUGACCAUGCUCUAUCGCGAUUCAGCACCGACAACCUAUCGUGUAUGGUGAUUCGAUUUGACACUGAGCGUGUGAAAAGCGUCGCCAACCGAGUCGUCGAGCCCAUCGGCGUUGACGGCGACCCGCCUACGAAUGUGGAACGCGGCGUGAGCGAAGCCGAGAAGAUCGUCGAGGGAGCACGAAAGAGCAUGGCCAACGCAGGGAUAUCAGACGACCCGGAGACCGCCGAAAAGGUCAACGAAGAAAUACUACAGAAGAUGUCGGACGAUGAAUCUGGGCCCGAGCUUUCAGUGAACGAGCACAGUGACACGCCUAUAGUAAAGCCGGCGGACAGCUCGCAAGGGUCCAAAUCUACCAACAAAUGAUUUUUUGCUAUCUUUUAAACGAAAGCUGUUCGAUGUGAUAUUGGCAUUAUCUUUUCAUCGGAAAGGAAGAUAGAGACUUUGCGAGAUUCAUUUCUGUAUUCAGACAAUGAAGUUAUUUUCUCCUAUUUCGCACGCUGCUAUUUCCUUUUCCAUUUCCCCGUCCUUUAAUCGGUUACUUCUUUUCUUUUUCUCAUCUCAGAUUUGUUGACAUGGAUACUGGGCCUUAUUGUAUCAAAGGAUUUAUUUGACUUUCCACUGCGUUGAUAUGGUAUUCUGCACAAGGGGGUCUACUGCAACACAGAUAUGUACUUCUUAUCUACUUACUCAUAGUACGCGCUUUUUAUUUAAUCAUGCGAUUUUCUUUCCUUCCGAGAUUACUUGCAUUAUCUGUGUCCCAACCCCCUUUAUGAAACGGAAUAGGCUAACGAGAUGCAGCUCUUUCGGUGCUCACUACCUGUAGUCAUUGUUCUCGACCCAUUUCCAAUGAUCAGUUUGUACUUAGCUGGCCAGCCUCAAUCAAUGUUUUUGGUUUCUGGUGUAUGUUUUGAACAUGAUCUAUUAACUAUCUAGGUAACCACGUCGUCAUUAACCAUGUCUAUGUAUUCAAUUGACGUAAGAUCGAUCCAUAUGCGCGUCAUAUUUGCUUUUUACUUCCAGAAGGGACAGCCUGUCAUCUCGAGUCUAACUGGUGUAUGAGGUAGGCCUGCGUUUCAUAAACAAAGUUUGGACCUGUUCAAUCUUGCGUCAACCUUGUUACCUACAUAUGCUCAC